UAGCAUAUAUACAUAUACAUAUAUCUCCACCGCAUUGUUGUUGAUUGCGGCGCCAUUGCGCGAGAUUGCACGCGUCGCCAUCUCGAAGCGCAACGGAGAUCGCAUGAUUUAUGGCGCACCGCUUUUGUAAUUUACUUACGCAUAUCGAAGUGACUCAAGCCUCCCGCGCGCGACACUGCCGUCUCGAUUGUAUUUUUGCAUUCGCAUUUCGCAGCUAUUACGAGACCUCGGGGAAGAGCGAGUGCCCAGUGCUCGGACAAUCGGUCGGAUCUAGGAGCUUCGAAGUUGAAGUUUAACUCGUGUUUUCCUUGCGAUAUAAUAAACGGCCCGAGACGAGGUGUUGCUGAGAGCGGCGUCGAAAAUCUUAUCAGCCUCGUCUUCGUCGGGGAGGUUCUCGUUACAGGUUAACUCGCCUCUCCCCCUCCCCCCUCGCUUGUAAACACGGAAUUGUCGAAGGCACAAUGUCUGACGAACAAUUCUCCUUGGUGUGGAACAGCUUCCCAAGGAACCUGUCCUCGGGCUUGUACACCCUGCUGACAGACGAGCAUCUCGUGGACGUCACGCUGGCCGCCGAAGGUCAAAUCCUGCGAGCCCACAAGCUGAUACUGUCAGUCUGCAGCACGUACUUCCGAGAGCUCUUUAAGGGAAACUCGUGCAAGCAUCCCAUUGUCAUACUGAAAGAUGUCAAUUAUCGAGAUUUGUCGGCUAUGCUGCAUUUCAUGUAUCAAGGAGAGGUCAAUAUCAAGCAGGAGGAUAUUGCCAGUUUUCUGAAAGUUGCAGAGGCUCUACAAAUAAAAGGACUGACCACAGAAUCAGAAGAGAAAUUCAAAGAAACUUUUGGGAAAAAUGACGAGGACUUCGAGGAUCGUGGUUUCUAUGAAGUGGAGAGGGACAGAUGCGAGCCUGGCGCUACGGACGAAAGCGUCUCGACGUUCGGCAGGCUGACGCACAUCGUGAAGGAGCAGUCGACGACGAGGCAAGGCACCUCGACGGAGGACGUCUCGAUGAGAGAAGAGUCGUUCACCGAGCAAACGUCAACCGUCACCGAGCCUUGCCAGUGGCAAAGUUGCACGGAGGCCGACUACAGUGCACCGGACGCGCGGACGGCGUUCAGCGAGAGAAGCAGAAGCACGGAGGUGCCGUGCGACGUGGAGGAACAGCCGUUGGACUGCACGUCCGACGUGAGUCAGCCGCAGUUGUCGGCCAAGCACGAGCCGCUGGAUUAUACGGUGGACACGGAUGGAGAUACGGGAUACAGAUACGCGGCGGAAAAUGUACUCUAUCCCGGCAACGAGAACGCGCCGAAACAAGAUUUCGCGCCAGACACGCAGUUAGUUCCCUACAAUCAGAAUUCACAAACUCAGCCGUUCGGUUUGAGCGACACGGUGACUUAUCCAAGUGACUUGCCGUACGAGCAAACGACAAACUCCUCCAGUAAUAAGGGACGGCGUACCGUCAAGGGUAUACCCGGCAGCAGCUUGCCGUUGGAGACGACGCUACGCGUCGUCUCGCAACUGGGCCCGACGUUGCGCAUAGAGCACGGCAAGGUGAUACGCAUGUACGCUUGCCCGUGGUGCCUGCGCCAGUUCACGCGCAAGGAGAACCUCAAGCUCCACGUCCGCUACAUACACGGCCCGCUCGAAAGUCUCACGUGUAAGCUUUGUGGCAAUAAAUAUAAGAACAGUAACAGUCUGCGUGUACACUCCUACCUCUAUCACAACGCCAAGCGGGAUAAGGGCAGCAAGUCGUUGACGGCCGGCGACGACGGUGUCAGUAUCGACGGCGACGGCGGUACCGUCGACAGCGGCGGUGACGGCGUGUGAACGCACGGUCAUCUUGCGAAGUUUUUUUCUUUUUUUUUUUCUUUUUUUUUUCUUUGACGAGCCCGCCGAAAAAGGGCAACGAGGAUUAAAGUAUGUUUGUGUGCGCGCGCGCGUGUGUGUGUGUGUGUAACGAGAUAAAAACGGAGUGCGACGUAUGCCGCGACUGAAAUUGUUAUAUUUAUACCUGCGCACCAUGCUAUAACUCGCACAGUCUAGACAUAUAAGUACGACUAUUUCUAUACGAUGCUAAAUAAGCGAGAAGUUUAUAGAAAUAAAGCGCCUUAUUGUACA
Wasmannia auropunctata (little fire ant) is the source of this 2114-nucleotide messenger RNA. Its product is annotated as modifier of mdg4-like. The transcript is spliced from 6 exons. Gene Ontology annotation, molecular function: protein binding. Gene Ontology annotation, cellular component: nucleus. Lineage: Eukaryota; Metazoa; Arthropoda; Insecta; Hymenoptera; Formicidae. Gene Ontology annotation, biological process: regulation of transcription by RNA polymerase II. Bases 462 to 1823 code for a protein of 453 amino acids. The record is from RefSeq and is a predicted model, not a curated record.